Molecule: messenger RNA, 3417 nt
Organism: Musa acuminata AAA Group (dessert banana)
Lineage: Eukaryota; Viridiplantae; Streptophyta; Magnoliopsida; Zingiberales; Musaceae
Product: G-type lectin S-receptor-like serine/threonine-protein kinase LECRK3
Exons: 5
Coding region: 728-3253 (841 amino acids)
Biological process (GO): protein phosphorylation
Molecular function (GO): ATP binding; protein serine/threonine kinase activity
Source: RefSeq, a predicted model, not a curated record
UGUCACCUUUGAUAUGAGGUGCGCCGGCCGGGCUUCCCUCUUCGGCUCUGCCGAGAUCCGGGACGCCAUCGCCGUCUGCAAGUGGGCCUCUAAUACCCUCGCCCCUCGCGGCAUCAUUUUGGUUGGAUCCUCCGCAGGUGCUCCAAUUGCCGGCUGUCGAUAAAAUAGACCAGGUUGUUGGCUAUGUCAGUAUAGGUUACCCUUUUGGUUUGAUGGCUUCCAUCCUCUUUGGGGAACAGAGAUCAAUUGCAAAACAAGCUUAAAUCCGCAGCCGGCAGGGUCGACAGCCACCUGAUCCAAGGAGUUGGCCAUUUUCAGAUGGAGGGGUCUGAGAUGCUCAAUCUCAUAUCCACAUUUGCUCAAUCCCUGCAGGGAUAGCAGUUACACGCAGCUAUAGGAGCUCAUCAAAGCUGUGGUCAACGGUCCGGGUUGUAUCUUAACAAAAUAUGUACAGAUCAGCUACCUCCGCUUCUGGAAAAGCUUCGGCGUCAGAAGCUGCCUCCUUAGUCGUAGUAUGCGAAUGGAAGAAGUCUUUGACCACGGUAACUGAAGAAACAAGCUUUGGAAGUCAUUGUUUGACUGGUCGCAUCCUCAUCGAGACAAAGAGACGUCGUCAAAUCGUUCCAAGCAUCUCUCGGCUUCAGGCCGGCAACAGCUUCCAUAAGUACUCCGCAGCACUGGCGAGAUCCUGCAUCGAGAACUGGCAAGAGAGUCCCAGCAAUAGGUGAUGGCGUCCUUCUCUUCCUUCCUGCACCUUUCUGCAGUCUCUCUGCUUGCGUUUUCUAGCCUCUCAUGUGCUAAAAGCUAUAGCAACAUAAGCCUGGGGUCCUCCCUCACCACCUCUGGUCCAAACACUCACUGGCUCUCCCCCUCCGGCGAGUUCGCUUUCGGUUUCCGUCCUCUUGAAACAGAUAGCAGCAGCUUCCUGCUCGCUGUCUGGUUCGAGAAGAUCGAAAGCAAAACCGUAGCUUGGUACCCACGCCCCUAUAAACCAGUGACCGCCGGGUCCAGUGUGGAGCUGACGACCGACGGGCAGCUCUUGCUCAAGGACCGAACUGGAAGUUCGCUGUGGGACCCCGGCGUCAGCAACGCCGCCUAUGCCGCCAUGCUCGACACUGGUAACUUCAUACUUGCCGGUGCCAACGGCUCGCCCCGAUGGCAGAGCUUCCAGGAUCCCGCUGACACCAUGUUGCCUUCCCAAGUGCUGGAGCUGGAUACCAAGCUUCUGUCCCGUUUGACAGACACGGAUUAUUCCGAGGGAAGGUUCAAGCUCAUCAUGCAAAACGACGGCAAUCUCGUGGUUUAUGCGGUGGCCGUCCCGUCCAGCUUUCAGUAUGAUCCUUACUGGAGCAGCGACAGCGUCGGUAAUGGAACGGGACUCAUCUUCAACCAAUCUGGCAGCGUAUACCUUUCUAGAAAAAGCAACACCAACAUCAAUAUCACUUCCGUGGAGAUGUCAUCGUUAGAAGAUUUCUACCAGAGGGCAACGCUGGAUUUUGAUGGAGUCUUCAGACAGUACAUCCACCCCAAGAACGGCUCCGGAAACGGUGCAUGGCCGUCGGAUAGAUGGACUAUGGUGGGUCUCACGCCGACUGACAUCUGCAGUUCAUCCAACUUCAAAUUGGGGAGCGGUAUUUGCGGAUUCAAUAGCUACUGCACGACGAGCGACAACUCGAGCGUCGUCUGCGAGUGCCCACCUCAGUAUUCCUUCAUGGAUCCGAGCAGGAGGUAUAAAGGAUGCAAGCCUGACUUCCCUGCCCAGAGCUGCGAUGCAGACGAAUCGGACGCACCACCACUGUAUGGAUUCAGGACGCUGGUCGACGUGGAUUGGUCACUAUCCGAUUAUGAGGAGUACUCGCCCAUCUCGGAGGACCAGUGCAGAGAAGAAUGCCGGACAGAUUGUUUCUGUGCACUCGCCGUCUUCCUAGCCGAUAGUGGUUCUUGCUGGAAGAAGAAGAUUCCCCUGUCCAACGGGAGAAAGGCUAGCGAUGUCAACAGAAGAGGGUUCCUCAAAAUUCCCACAGACAAUACUUCACAACCUUUCUCUUCGACGGGGGAGGAGAAGGGCAAGAGGACCUGGAUUUUGCUGGGAUCGUUGCUCCUUGGAGUCUCCCUAUGUGUGCUCAUGAUCUCGAUACUUCUCGUCACCUAUUGGUCCUUUGUCCACAACAAGAGGUUGCAUAAGCGUCAACCUCCCUCGAGCUUGCCGACGUUGAGCCUGCGGUCUUUCACUUACCCCGAGCUCGAAGAAGCCACCAAUAGCUUCAGAGAGGAGCUGGGUAGUGGCGCUUCCGGCGUCGUCUACAAGGGGUUCUUGAAAGACGAAGCCGGAACUCGUGUGGCGGUCAAGAAACUCGACAAGGUCUCGAGGGAAACAGGGAGGGAAUUCAUGAACGAAGUCAUAUCCAUUGGGCAGACCUACCAUAAGAACCUGGUGCGACUGGUGGGAUUCUGCUGCCAAGGUGUAACGGACAAACUUCUAAACAAGAUGUUGGAUAUAAUGCUUAUGUCUGUCCGUUGUCUUUUGGCAUGUUCAUGCCUUGUACAGCAGGUAGAGGGGCGGCCGAAGAGUGACAAAGGGGCGGAUCGGCUUCUUCUGGUGUACGAGUUCAUGAGCAAUGGCUCCUUGAUGGCAUUGCUGUCCGGGGACGUGAGGCCGAGCUGGGAUCAACGCGUCCAGAUCGCGCUUGGAAUCGCGAGAGGCCUCCUCUACUUGCACGAGGAGUGCAUCAGCCAGAUCUUCCACUGCGACAUCAAGCCCCAGAACGUGCUUCUGGACGACAACUUGGUGCCGAGGAUCUCAGAUUUCGGCUUGGCCAAGCUUCUGAAGACGGACCAGACGCGAACGAAGACGGACAUCAGGGGGACCAAAGGAUACGUCGCACCAGAGUGGUUCAAGAACGCGGGCGUCACGGCCAAGGUCGAUGUGUACAGCUUCGGCGUCAUGUUGCUGGAGAUCAUAUGCUGCAGGAGGAACGUGGAUCUGGAGCUGGGAGAAGCGGAGGAGGCGAUAUUGACCUUCUGGGCGAACGACCGCUUCAGAGACGGGAGGCUGGACUUGCUCGUGGAAGGGGAUGAGGAAGCGACGUCGGACAUGAGAAGGAUGGAGAGGUUCGUGAAGGUGGCGCUUUGGUGCAUCCAGGAGGAGCCGUCGAUGAGGCCGACGAUGCACAAGGUGGCUCAGAUGCUUGAUGGCACGGUGGCUGUCCCCAUACCCCCUGAUCCGUCCUCCUACAUCAGUUCAUUGCAGUGAUGGAUACCUUCACGGUAGAUUGGCCCAUAACUUGACAUCUAGAGGUACAAAGAAAGGAUGAUCCUUGCUCAUGUUUUGGUAUUACAGUAUGCAGGUUUCCGAUUCCCUGUUCUUGCUGCUCUUUAGCUGCAGAAGGUGAGACAAUUGUUAAGGAGAACAAAUCA